Molecule: messenger RNA, 840 nt
Organism: Penicillium crustosum
Lineage: Eukaryota; Fungi; Ascomycota; Eurotiomycetes; Eurotiales; Aspergillaceae
Product: SGNH hydrolase
Exons: 3
Coding region: 1-840 (279 amino acids)
Source: RefSeq, a predicted model, not a curated record
AUGUUGGAAUACUCAUCCAAUAUCACGGAGCUGAGCAGAAACAUUCAGAACUCGACCAGUUCAUGGACUGGAUAUCUUCACUUCUAUCCAAACGAGACAGCCUCACGAUUGGAGUUUGCGAUAGAAACGCCGAAAUGCCAUAUCCAAACACGAAGGGGUCCCUCGCCUGCCUGUCAAAUCGUCGAUGAGAUCACUUGUCACUCGAGCAAAGGAUCCAAAGGCUAUGCCAGUGCCUACAACCACACUGAAGAGUUUUGCAAAGAUGUCGUGCCAGACAUGAACAGCAAGGAGACUGGGACGCUUUUCAACAAACGGUACAACAGAAACACUCACGAUAAUGUGGUUUUCACCAUAAUCAAGGACGCAGGUACUGCCGAUGUGGAUUCGAAGACUUGCAACACAGCCGUGAAUCGUAUUCUGGAUGGCUGUGAUGCCAACAACGACGAGAACCCAAUGAACUGGAAAUCUGGUGGCACCUACGCCAACGGUCCAUUCACGUAUAACAUCGCCCCCAUUCGGACUAACCGGCCAUUCCCCGUGCCCAAAAAGUCCUCGGCUAAAUACACGGGUGUUAAUCACUACAAUUGGCAUCGUUACAACAUACGGAGCGCCGGAUGGGCCACCUGGGACAAGGGUCAGAAGACACUCCGGGGUAAUAGCACUCGCUGCUUCGGUCUAGGACUGACAGUCUGGUGGUUUAAAUACCUUGACAAACCAGACUCCGAUGGUUAUGAGUGGCUAACCAAAUUCAACUCACCGAUUGCGACUAACGCACGAUGCUAUUCAAACAAUAAAGUCCAAAAGUGGUCGGGAUGUCCAUCAGAUGACGAGUGCCACUGA